CCCCCAGGCGGACAUCCAAUGGUGACGAGUCGCGACGGGAAGUUGUUCCGGCCGGACCGUGUUUCCACGGACACGCAGGAGGUAACUUGUGGCUGAACCGGCGGCACUAACGGACCGGGCGGGACCCUGGCCCGAGUCCUUUCUCAGCUUCUGAAGAAGUCCUCUACCCAGCAGCCAGCCACGGGCCUACAUUCUAGAAGAUGGCAGACGUGUCCAAUGGCGAGUCUUAUACCUCUCCACUGGAGCUGUUCAACAGCAUAGCCGUUCAAGGGGAGCUCGUGAGGGCCCUCAAAGCCAGAAAGGCAUCAAAAGAUGAGAUUGAUUCUGCAGUGAAGAUGUUAUUAUCAUUAAAAAUGAACUAUAAAGCCGCCGUGGGGGAGGAUUACAAGGCUGACUGCCCUCCAGGGAACCCAGUAGCUGGGAAUAAUAGUAGCCCAGAUGCCACAAAAGCCAAUGAGGAUUUUGUGGACCCAUGGACAGUACAGACAAGCAGUGCAAAAGGCAUAGACUACGACAAGCUUAUUGUUCAGUUCGGAAGCAGUAAAAUUGACAAAGAGCUGAUAAACCGAAUAGAGAGAGCCAUCGGCCAGAGACCGCACCACUUCCUGCGCAGAGGCAUCUUCUUCUCACACAGAGACAUGAAUCAAAUCCUCGAUGCCUAUGAAAAUAAGAAACCAUUCUAUCUGUACACGGGCAGGGGCCCCUCUUCUGAAGCAAUGCACGUGGGUCAUCUCGUCCCCUUUAUUUUCACAAAGUGGCUGCAGGAUGUGUUCAGUGUGCCCUUGGUCGUCCAAAUGUCUGAUGAUGAGAAGUACCUGUGGAAAGACCUGAGCCUGGACCAGGCACAUAGCUACACCGUGGAGAAUGUCAAGGACAUCAUCGCCUGCGGCUUUGACAUCAACAAGACAUUCAUCUUCUCUGACCUUGAGUACAUGGGGCAGAGCCCAGGCUUCUACAAGAAUGUGGUGAAGAUUCAGAAGCAUGUCACUUUCAACCAAGUGAAAGGCAUUUUCGGCUUCACCGACAGUGAUUGCAUUGGAAAGAUCAGUUUUCCUGCUGUCCAGGCUGCACCAUCAUUCAGCAACUCCUUCCCACAGAUCUUCCGAGACAGGACGGAUAUCCAGUGCCUCAUCCCAUGUGCCAUUGACCAGGGGGCCCAGACCAAGAUGAGUGCUAGUGACCCCAACUCCUCCAUUUUCCUCACCGACACGGCCAAGCAGAUCAAGACCAAGGUCAACAAGCAUGCAUUUUCUGGAGGAAGAGACACUGUGGAGGAGCACAGACAGUUUGGGGGCAACUGUGAUGUGGACGUGUCUUUCAUGUACUUGACCUUCUUCCUUGAAGAUGAUGACCGGCUGGAGCAGAUCAGAAAGGAUUACACCAGCGGAGCCAUGCUUACCGGGGAGCUCAAGAAGACGCUCAUAGACGUCCUGCAGCCUCUGAUCGCUGAGCACCAGACCCGGCGCAAGGCUGUCACCGAGGAGAUGGUGAAGGAGUUCAUGACUCCCCGGCCGCUGUCCUUCCACUUCCAAUGCUUUUGUUUUGACACUUGACUGAAGUGGAAGUCAGCACAGAGCAGUGUGCUGGCCAUGCCCUGAGCUGGUGGACUGUAGCUAGACAGAAAAUACAACAGCAGCCUCCAGGCCCUGGCGUUUUCCCUGUGGGCUGGCCACAUUGAAUGACCCAACAUGUGCAGUGGUGACAAAACAGAAGCUGUAUCCCAGGGAAAGCCCCUGGUUGAAGUGUCUGUCCUCUACAGAGGGACAAGGUGCGCUCUUGAGUGCUCUGUCCUUGGGCCACUUUCUGGCAAAAAUAAACUUCCUUUUGCUCCUGUCUGCAUCACUGACUGUCCAAUCAGACUGCAGCGGUUGCCACAGCCUUGCUGUAGGUCUAAGCCAUUUAGCACCCACUGCUGAGGGCAACUCCCCCCCACACACACACACACGUGAAAGGAGGGGUUGCUGAAUUCUAUGGGCAACAUUUGAAGAGAAAAUGCACAGUUGGAGAAACCUAGGGCACCAAGAGGCAGGCUCCUGGGGAUCACUUUGUGUCGGGAGUCACUUGGCCUGGGAAGCUGCCCUCCUUUUUCCUGCCCUUACUGGUUUCCCUGGUACUGUCCUGCCUCAUUUGCUGUCUAAUAGGCUGAAGAGAAUGUGUGCAUGUUGUCCUGUUUUCAGUGAGCUAAGUGUUCAAGGCAGUACUGAACGGUGAGUACAGGCUGGGGCAGGGCUGGCAGGGAUGGAUCCAGCUACGGUGUAGCCCUGGCCUCACUCUUACCAUCUGUCCUCAUUUUGCAAGGAGGGAAAGGAGGCUCCAGAGGGGAAUGUCCAAGGCCACACAGUGAAUUUGUUACUGAGCAGUCUGUCCCGACUCUUAGUGUUGAAGGAACUGAGAUUGGCUCCCUGGGAGGCCCAACACCUGGACUCAGGACCCACAAAGGUGCCAGUGUGUGGCAGGAAUCUCAUGGAGGUUCCUCUCCCAGCCCAGCCCUCUGGACUGGCCACCCUCACCAGGCCAACUCCUCACCUGACUGAAUGUGACCAGAGGUGGUGACCCACUCAGAAUGGCCUCGUUCACUGUGCGACCCUGGCUGACCCAGGCCACUUCUUUUUUUGUUUUGUUUUAUUGAAUUUUUGUGUAUUUCAUACAGAAAAUCAUCUUUAUACCCCUUCUCCCCACUUCCCUUUUGGCCUCCCAUACACCGCCUCCCCACUGGAAUUCAUACAUUCUGUCAUUUGUGUUAAAAGCCUAUGAUGUAAAGUUAGUGUCCCCAGA
Nannospalax galili (Upper Galilee mountains blind mole rat) is the source of this 2775-nucleotide messenger RNA. It is a transcript of the gene Wars1, whose product is annotated as tryptophanyl-tRNA synthetase. The coding region runs from base 201 to 1553 and encodes 450 amino acids. The record is from RefSeq and is a predicted model, not a curated record. Lineage: Eukaryota; Metazoa; Chordata; Mammalia; Rodentia; Spalacidae. Gene Ontology annotation, cellular component: cytoplasm. Gene Ontology annotation, molecular function: tryptophan-tRNA ligase activity; ATP binding. The transcript has 12 exons. Gene Ontology annotation, biological process: tryptophanyl-tRNA aminoacylation.